GGCGUUAUAUAUAGAGAGGGGCGCGUUCCCGGUUCCACACACCCGCCCUCCGCAGGAAGAAGUUUCUUGUUUGUGCCCGACGCUCGGAAGCCACUAUGCUGACGCUGACUUUCCUCCUGGCCGCCUGCUCUGCGGUGCUGGCCGAGCCCAUCCGGUUCGUGGACUGCGGUUCCAAAGAUGGAAGUAUUACAGAGGUCAGCGUGACUCCUUGUCCUUCAGAACCUUGUGUUCUCCACAAAGGAGACUCCUAUAGUGUCAAUGUCACCUUUUCUAGCAAGAUUGACAGCCAGGGCAGCCAAGCUAAAGUGUAUGGAGAAAUGCUCCAUGUGGAUAUUCCCUUCCCACUUGAUCAGCCUGAUGGGUGCAAGUCUGGGAUCAGUUGCCCUAUUCAGAAGGACCAUUCGUACAGCUACCUGAACAAGCUGCCAGUGAAGAGCGAGUACCCAUCGAUUAAACUAGUUGUUAAAUGGGAGCUGCUCGAUGACCAAGGCCAGCCUUUGUUCUGCUUGAAGAUCCCUGUCCAGAUCACCAGUUAAAGCCACCGUGCUUAGCCCUUGUGGUUUCUGGGGGAGGGAUUAAAGGGGGUUGGGUGUAGCAAGGAGUCAAGUGCUUUGCUGUACAAAGCAUUUCUUGUUUCAGUUCCUCUAGCAUCUGUGCAACAUUUCUGGUUCUCCCCCAGAGAGUCAAAAUAAAAUGUAGCAAGGGGUUGGUGAUCACAACCAGUCUACCCCAAAGGGAUGAGACAUUGGGGGAAGCCUCACUGUAGCUCAGGGCAAACAUUUAUGCAACCAUUGACAGAAGUGAUGUCUGGAGGGUUUUGAUGGCUCCAAAUAGAAGGUGCAUCCUAAAAAGUCUUUCUUCUGUAAGAAAGCUGGGCCAACAAGUACCAGGAUAAUUGCUGCUUGUCAACACUCAGUGCCUCUCACGGUCAGAUGCUGGCUGCACUUCCAUCUGCUUUCUCUUUCCCCAACCCCUUCCCCUGCUCUAUCAUGACCUAAACUUUCCAUAGAUUUAUAUUUGUCAUCUGGAGCCAAAAGGAAAUUAAUAAGCACCUUUUGUGGCUAUUUGCUGCAAUGAAGGAAAAUUAUCCUUUCUGUAGAUGCCAGACCAACUGGUAUUUGGUCUCUUGUGCUGAGAUCUUUUGUAUUAACCGUUUUGCACUAUUGUGUCACUUACCUGGAGUUGUUGGGGAAGUGUUCUCCAAAUCCAGACUGUUUUUGUAACAUUCUUUUAAUAAACCUAUGUCAUUCAACAUC
Messenger RNA from Pogona vitticeps (central bearded dragon), 1256 nucleotides. RefSeq names its product NPC intracellular cholesterol transporter 2 (gene NPC2). Lineage: Eukaryota; Metazoa; Chordata; Lepidosauria; Squamata; Agamidae. The record is from RefSeq and is a predicted model, not a curated record. Gene Ontology annotation, biological process: intracellular cholesterol transport; cholesterol efflux. Gene Ontology annotation, molecular function: cholesterol binding.